AUGGAGAUGAGAAGAAACAUGAGGAACAAUAAGUUUCAACCUAUGGCUUCAGAACAUCAAGAUGUUCUUAAACACUUAAUAGCUGUUUUUGUUAGGCACAAGCUUGGAGGAGGUAGUGGAGAAAGCAUCUUGGUGUCGCAGCUUCAGCACGGGCUGACACUGGAAUUUGAACACAGCGAUUCGCCUCGUCGGCUUCGUCUCGUACUUAGCGAAUUACUAGCAAUUAUGAAUAAGGUGUCGGAAUCAAAUGGAGAGUUUUUUCUGAAAUCUUCUGAGCUCUUUGAGAGUCCUGUUUAUCUGGAGGAGGCAGCAGAUGUUCUCUGCAUUUUGCAAGCAGAGCUACCAUCACUGUUACCGAUAGUUGAUGUGGCUGAAGCUCUCUUGCACGUUAAAAAUGGAGCCUGGUUCCUCUGCCUUCUGGUGGCCAAUGUUCCUGAUAGCUUUAAUGAGGUCUGUAGAGGUUUGAUUAAGAACGGUGAACGGCAGGAUGAGGAAAGUGCUGGAGGCCGUCGCAGAACAGAAGCACUUCGCCACCUCUGUAAGAUGAACCCUUCCCAAGCUCUGAGGGUCCGAGGCAUGGUGGUGGAAGAGUGUCAUCUACCAGGUCUUGGUGUGGCUUUGACCUUGGAUCACACCAAAAAUGAAUCGUCAGAUGAUGGAGUGAGCGACCUGGUGUGCUUUGUGAGUGGUUUGCUACUUGGAACAAACGCAAAGGUUCGAACUUGGUUUGGAACUUUUAUCCGAAAUGGCCAACAGAGAAAGAGAGAUAAUAUCAGCUCUGUGCUUUGGCAAAUGAGGAGGCAGCUGCUCCUGGAGCUCAUGGGAAUCCUUCCCACGGUUCGCAGCACACACAUUGUUGAAGAAGCAGAUGUUGAUAUGGAGCCAAAUGUGUCCGUGUAUUCAGGACUGAAGGAAGAGCACGUCGUGAAAGCCAGCGCAUUGUUACGUCUCUAUUGCGCUUUGAUGGGAAUUGCUGGGCUGAAGCCAACUGAUGAAGAAGCUGAGCAGCUGCUGCAGCUGAUGACCAGCCGGCCUCCUGCAACUCCAGCUGGUGUUCGCUUUGUAUCUCUUUCCUUUUGUAUGCUUCUGGCCUUCUCCACUCUCGUCAGCACCCCAGAACAGGAGCAACUGAUGGUAAUGUGGCUUAGUUGGAUGAUAAAGGAGGAAGCUUACUUUGAAAGCAUUUCUGGUGUGUCUGCUUCUUUUGGAGAGAUGCUUCUCUUGGUGGCCAUGUAUUUCCAUAGUAAUCAGCUCAGUGCUAUCAUUGAUUUGGUCUGCUCCACCUUGGGAAUGAAGAUUGUUAUUAAACCCAGCUCACUCAGCAGAAUGAAGACAAUCUUCACACAGGAGAUUUUCACUGAACAGGUUGUUACGGCCCACGCAGUUCGUGUGCCUGUUACAGGCAAUCUCAGUGCCAACAUUACUGGGUUUUUACCUAUUCACUGCAUUUACCAGCUUUUAAAAAGUCGAUCAUUCACCAAGCACAAAGUAUCCAUUAAGGACUGGAUCUAUCGGCAGCUCUGUGAAACGACCACUCCACUCCAUCCUCAGUUGCUUCCUCUUAUUGAUGUCUACAUUAACUCUAUCCUUACUCCUGCAUCUAAAUCCAACCCAGAGGCCACAAAUCAGCCUGUCACGGAACAGGAGAUACUGAAUGUUUUUCAAGGACUCUCUGGGGUAAAUCCAAAUUUUUGUUCUCAAGAAUCAGGAAUGCAACAUGACCUUUGUAUGUGGUUUUAUGUACAGGGAGAAAAUACUCGUCUCACUCAACGGUACAGCAUCACAACACAAUUGCUUGUCCUCUACUAUGUCCUGUCGUAUGAAGAAGCACUUCUGGCAAACACAAAGACACUAGGUACAUCUGCCAUGCAGAAAAAACCCAAAUCCUACUCUUCAGCGUUAAUGGAUCAGAUUCCCAUCAAGUACCUCAUCCGGCAGGCACAAGGGCUGCAGCAGGAACUGGGAGGUUUGCAUUCUGCACUGUUACGCCUUCUUGCAACUAACUACCCACACCUCUGCAUUGUGGAAGACUGGAUCUGCGAGGAACAGAUCACGGGCACUGAUGCCUUACUGAGGAGGAUGCUUCUGACAAACAUUGCGAAGAAUCACUCGCCCAAACAGCUCCAGGAAGCAUUUUCCAUGCUGCCAGGAAAUCAUACCCAGCUGAUGCAGAUCUUAGAACAUUUAACACUUCUCUCAGCUGGUGAAUUGAUCCCAUAUGCAGAAGUAUUGACAUCGAAUAUGAAUUGCUUGCUGAAUGCUGGAGUCCCUCGGAGGAUUCUUCAGACUGUCAAUAAACUUUGGAUGGUUCUUAACACUGUGAUGCCAAGAAGGUUGUGGGUGAUGACUGUUAAUGCUCUACAGCCUUCAGUAAAAAUAGUCCGACAGCAGAUAUACACCCAGAACGAUCUGAUGAUCGAUCCUUUGAUUGUACUAAGAUGUGAUCAGCGAGUUCAUAGGAGUCCUCCUCUGAUGGAUAUAACUUUGCACAUGUUGAAUGGCUAUCUUCUUGCUUCAAAAGCUUACCUCAAUUCUCACCUAAAAGAAACGGCAGAGCAGGACAUUAGGCCAUCCCAAAACAACACAAUGGGUCCAGAGGCCCCAGAAGUUACAAGGGAAGAAUUAAAAAAUGCAUUGCUUGCUGCUCAGGACAGUGCUGCUGUGCAGAUACUUCUAGAGAUCUGCUUACCUACAGAAGAAGAGAAAACCCAGAGCAGUAAUACCCACAGUUUGCUGAAGAGUGUUCAUAAUCCCACAGGCCCUAAGAGCCCUGAACUAGAAGAAGAAGAUAGUUUGCUGUGUAAUCUUCGAGAGGUCCAGUGUCUGAUCUGCUGUCUACUGCACCAGAUGUAUAUAGCUGAUCCCAACAUAGUCAAACUAGUUCAUUUCCAGGGUUAUCCAUGUGAGCUUCUGGCACUGACAGUGGCGGGGAUUCCAUCGAUGCACAUCUGUCUGGAUUUUAUCCCGGAGCUCAUUGCCCAGCCUGAACUUGAAAAACAGAUAUUUGCCAUCCAGUUACUUUCCUUUUUGUGUAUCCAGUAUGCGCUACCUAAAUCUCUCAGCGUGGCUCGUUUAGCUAUCAACGUGAUGGGAACCCUGCUCACGGUUUUAACCCAGUCGAAGCGCUAUGCUUUUUUUAUGCCAACUCUGCCUUGUUUGGUGUCAUUCUGCCAAGCCUUUCCUCCUUUAUAUGAGGACAUUAUGUCUCUGCUGAUACAAAUAGGACAAGUUUGUGCCUCUGAUGUUGCUACACAGACAAGAGACUUUGACCCAAUUAUCACACGUCUUCAGCAGCUAAAGGACAAACCACAUGAAGUGUCAGGACUUUGUAAAGAUUCAUCUAACAAAAGUUAUUCAAGGGACAUUGCAAGCAUGGACCCUGAUGUUCGGUUAUGCCAGUGUGUUGAAAAUACUAUCAUUGAAAUAAUUAACAUGAGUGUAAGUGGAGUUUAGGAAGAACACAAAUGAAAUUGUACUGUAGCUAGUCCCACGGUCUGUGGUGCCUGAAUUUGGAGAAAGCUGCGCAAGUGGACUGAGGAACUGGAGCACAAGAAGUCCGUGUUCUUCCUUCAUUCAAUUCAGUUACGGCUGAAAAGAAAAGAAUUCUUUAAAGAGGUUUACGUUAACUUUUGAGGCUGAUGGGGUCAGUAAGUAAUUUCCAAUAAAACUGAGUGUGAUUUUCAGGCCUGCUCAGUUUCUGAAGUGAUGCAGCAAUGCACCUGAAAGGGUGUUUUAACACUGUGAAAAGUAAUUAAUUUGUUGAGCAAACAACAAAAUGAUGGGUAAGAAAAAUUUGGGAUUGGAGUGCUUUGCCUAAGUUAAAUGAACUGUGGUUCCAGAGCCUUACAGAGCAAGGUGGAAUAAAAUGCUCCAAGCAAGACUUGAAAUCAAGUGGUGUAAGUAACUUGCACCAUCAUAUUGAGUACUAAGAGAAUGCUUUAACCUUUUUUUUUUUUUCUGUCUUGCAAACUUAUUGGUCAAAAUUUAAGUUCAUGAGAUCAGGAACUUCAUUUAAAGAUCAACCAGCCUUCCAUUAAAAGUUUGAAACUGAUCAAAAGUUUCUU
Athene cunicularia (burrowing owl) is the source of this 4064-nucleotide messenger RNA. RefSeq names its product integrator complex subunit 2 (gene INTS2). The record is from RefSeq and is a predicted model, not a curated record. Gene Ontology annotation, cellular component: integrator complex. Gene Ontology annotation, biological process: snRNA 3'-end processing. Bases 1 to 3453 code for a protein of 1150 amino acids. The transcript is spliced from 24 exons. NCBI's taxonomy places the organism in Eukaryota, Metazoa, Chordata, Aves, Strigiformes, Strigidae.